UAAUAGAAUGAUUCUGCUGUUCUCCCUCUAACUCACUUCUUACAUUACCACACAAUCCAAUCCAAUCCAAUGCAAGAAGCGCUCGCGCUUAUGGCGGCACACGCCGUUCUCUCCGCCGCCGCGCCGCCGCCGGACAUCUUCUUCUCUCCUUCUUCACCCUCUCCCAUACAGCAUUCGUCCUUCCAUAUCAACUCAAAUGCCCUCCCAUUCUUGUCUCUCUCUUCCGCUACCGCUCCCAAGCCUCUCGCCGUCAUCGCCUCCGCCUCCGCCUCCGCCACUCAGAAAGCGGUUGCAGUUAUUAAGGGCGCGUCCAAUGUCGAGGGCGUCGUCACUCUCACCCAGAAUAACAAUGGUCCCACUACUGUGAAUGUUCGUAUAACAGGACUCGCUCCAGGGAAACAUGGAUUUCAUUUGCAUGAGUAUGGAGACACUACAAAAGGGUGCACAUCAACAGGUUCGCAUUUUAAUCCUAAUAAAUUGACACAUGGAGCUCCUGUGGAUAAAGUCCGUCAUGCGGGCGACCUGGGAAACAUAGUGGCUAAUGCUGAUGGUGUUGCUGAAUCUACAGUAGUCGACAAUCAGAUAGCAUUGGCUGGUCCAAAUUCAGCCAUUGGAAGAGCUUUCGUGGUUCAUGAGCUUGAAGAUGAUCUCGGAAAGGGUGGUACUGAGCUCAGCCUUUCUACUGGAAAUGCCGGUGGCCGUUUGGCUUGUGGUGUUGUUGGUUUAACUCCAUUUUUGAAGUAGCUGUUCCCUGUUUGCUUUGUGUACUCUGAAUUCUGAAAUAUAAACCCAAUCUGUGCUGUAAUUAAAAGUCAUGGAUUGCUUUUUUGUGACAAUGUCGGAGUUUGUUUCGAUAAUUGUUUGUGGGUAAUAUUUUUUCAAA
Molecule: messenger RNA, 883 nt
Organism: Andrographis paniculata
Lineage: Eukaryota; Viridiplantae; Streptophyta; Magnoliopsida; Lamiales; Acanthaceae
Product: superoxide dismutase [Cu-Zn], chloroplastic-like
Exons: 8
Coding region: 70-744 (224 amino acids)
Biological process (GO): removal of superoxide radicals
Molecular function (GO): superoxide dismutase activity; copper ion binding
Source: RefSeq, a predicted model, not a curated record